Neltuma alba is the source of this 591-nucleotide messenger RNA. RefSeq names its product 18.2 kDa class I heat shock protein-like. The transcript has a single exon. The coding region runs from base 53 to 508 and encodes 151 amino acids. The record is from RefSeq and is a predicted model, not a curated record. Lineage: Eukaryota; Viridiplantae; Streptophyta; Magnoliopsida; Fabales; Fabaceae.
UUUCUACUCUUUCCUUCAAAUCUUAUUCUGGUUCCGGUCCGAAGGUUAGAAAAUGUCGUUGAUUCCAAGUUUCUUUGCUGGCCGAAGGAGCAGCGAUUUCGAACCAUUCUCACUCGACGUCUGGGAUCCCUUCAAGGACUCUCUCUCAACAUUUUCUAGGGAAAAUUCUGCGUUUGUGGGAACUCGAAUCGACUGGAAGGAGACGCCGGAAGCCCACGUGUUCAAAGCAGAUCUUCCAGGGCUGAAGAAGGAGGAGGUGAAGGUGGAGAUCGAAGACGACAGGGUGCUUCAGAUAAGCGGAGAGAGGAAGGUGGAGAAGGAAGACAAGAACGAGAAAUGGCACCGCGUGGAGCGUAGCAGUGGGAAAUUCAUGAGGAGAUUCAGGUUGCCGGAGAACGCGAAGAUGGAUCAGGUGAAGGCUUCCAUCGAAAAUGGGGUUCUCACUGUGACUGUUCCAAAGGAAGAGGUCAAGAAACCUGAGGUUAAGGCCAUUGAGAUCUCUGGUUGAAAGGAAUGAAUUACAUAAUCUCUGCUUUCCGGGCUGGUAUUUCUGAAGGUUCGUUUGUCAAAUAUGAUGUUGUGUGUAACAUA